Dovyalis caffra is the source of this 255-nucleotide messenger RNA. The record is from the annotation of a GenBank genome assembly. NCBI's taxonomy places the organism in Eukaryota, Viridiplantae, Streptophyta, Magnoliopsida, Malpighiales, Salicaceae.
AUGGAGACUCUUUUUGCCAAUGAUGUUCGGCCUUUAGGUGGCAAAAAGCCUGAGCUAGUUAUUGCAUCAGGUAUGGAUCCAAAUCCAUCAUCAUUCAAAAGGGAAGGAAAAGAGGAAGAAUGUUACAGAGCUGCUGGACGUCCAGAAGGUGGUAACAAUUAUAGUAGCAUGGUGAAUGGUGGGGUUGCAAUUUUUUUUUCUUUCGGACCCAACAAUAAGUCAAGUCCUGUCAAUGUGGGUACAGGUUAUACUUAA